Bacillus rossius redtenbacheri is the source of this 5530-nucleotide messenger RNA. RefSeq names its product huntingtin-interacting protein 1 (gene Hip1). The record is from RefSeq and is a predicted model, not a curated record. Gene Ontology annotation, cellular component: actin cortical patch; clathrin-coated vesicle. Bases 163 to 3087 code for a protein of 974 amino acids. The transcript has 21 exons. Gene Ontology annotation, biological process: clathrin coat assembly; actin filament organization; endocytosis. Gene Ontology annotation, molecular function: actin filament binding; clathrin light chain binding; clathrin-cargo adaptor activity. Lineage: Eukaryota; Metazoa; Arthropoda; Insecta; Phasmatodea; Bacillidae.
UUUUUUUUUCCUCCACUGUACUGAAGUCGCUCGCUCCUUGUUCCUGUACAAGUGCUAGGUUUGUGAAAGUGAAGUGAGUCAGUAGUCUUUUUGAAGCUGACGGACUGUUUGUACAAAUAAUCGAGCAGUGGUAAAGUGCGCUUUUUCGUUGGGACAUGAAACAUGUCGUCCCUCUCCCUACCGAGAGUUCUGCAUCAGCGCAAAACGAGCCUUGAGCUGGAGAGGGAACAGUUCGAGAAAGGGCAAGCCACGAGCAUCAGCAAGGCCAUAAACGUGAUCGAGAACCCAGUGAAGGAGAAGCAUGUACGGAGCACCAUCAUCGGCACCUUCCACGAGAAGGGCGCCAACACCUUCUGGGCGUGCGCGCUGCGCCUGCCGCUGCAGGAGAACCGCAUCGUGGCGUGGAAGUUCUGCCACGUGCUGCACAAGGUGCUGCGCGAAGGACACCCCCAGGUGCUGGGCGACUCGCAGCGCUUCCGGCCGCGCCUCGACGACCUGGGCAAGCUGUGGGUGCACCUGCGGGAGGGCUACGGCAAGCUGAUCCAGCUGUACUGCCAGCUGCUCAUCUCCAAGCUGGACUUCCACCGCCGCAACCCGCGCUUCCCCGGCAACCUGCAGGUCACCAAGGAGGAGCUGGAGAGCAUCGGCGAGAACGACAUCAACAACUAUUUCCAGAUGUCUGUCGAAAUGUUUGAUUACAUGGAUGACAUCUUGAAUCUGCAGUCAGCAAUAUUCGGGUCGCUGGACAUGUCGCGCUCCAACUCCAUGACGAGCUGCGGGCAGUGUCGCCUGGCCCCGCUCAUCCCCUGCAUCCAGGACUCGUCCCGGUUGUACGACUACUGCGUCAAGAUCCUCUUCAAGCUGCACGCCAGUCUGCCCCCGGACAUCCUGGCCGGACACCGGGAGCGCUUCCUCAAGCAGUUCAAGGAGCUGCGGCAGUUCUACCUCAACGCCAACACCAUGCAGUACUUCCGCACCCUCAUCCAGAUCCCGCUGCUGCCCGACGCCCCGCCCAACCUGCUGAUCCAGGCGGAGCUGCGCAGCUACGUGACGCCGGUGGUGGUGCUGCCCCCCGAGCCGCAGCCCCAGGAGGAGGUGGACGGCCAGCUGGUGGACACCUCGGACUCGGGGUCGCUGGUGGAGCUGGCGGAGCUGGCCCAGCGCAACGGCUCCGUGUCCCCGGACCUGCUGCAGGAGAGGGACAGCCUGAUAGAGCAGCUGCAGGGGGAGAGGGUGCGGCUGAGGGAUGAGCUGCUCCGGCUGACCCAGGAGCACCAGGCGUCCUCGCAGCGGCUGGCUGACCGGAUGCUGGAGCUGGAGACGCAGUUGGCCACCAAGGAUAGCGAGCUGAUGCAGGAGCGCCAACUGAAGGAGGACUUGAUGCAGCACACGGAGGUUGCAGCACGCUGCCAGGAAACUGAAGAGAAGCACCGGGCCGUGGAGGCCAAGUUCCAGAAGCUGAAGGAGGUGUACACCAAGCUGCGAGACGAGCACGUGCAGCUGAUCAGGCAGAAGGCGGAGGUGGUGAGGCAGCUGGAGACGGACCGGCUGGCCGCGCUGGCCGCCCAGGCGGCGCUGGACGCACGGCUCCAGGAGGUCUCGCUGGAGAAGUCGCUUGCCCACGAGACCUUGCAGCGGUCCGGCGACCUGGAGGGGGAGUUGCAGUCCGUGCGCGCUGUGCUGCUGACCGCACAGGCUGACGCGGAGGCGGCCAACAGCAGACUCCAGUUCGUGUCCCAGGAGAAAGGCGUGCUGGAAAGCGAGCUGCAGGACCUCCUGGCCCAGAAGGAGGCCUUGGAUGUGCGGCUGCGAGAGCGAGAGGAGCGCCUUGCCAGUGCUGACGUCGCCUCGGAAGGCUUCAAGACGCGCUUGCAGCAGUUGUUUGAGACAUGCCUGGCCACUGCGGAGUCCAUCGUCAAGAAGUCCGUGGCACAGGUGGGCGACCCAGCCCUGUCUGCCCUCAAAGGCUCUCCAGACUACCUGCGGGGCCUGGCGGAGCCGCUGGAGCUCGCCCUGGGGGAACUGGCGGCCAGCCACGACUCGUACCGCCGGGACCCCGCGGCGGGGGUGGACGCCGUGUCGCGCAACGCGGUGCUGCUGUCCCACCUCGUCGCCGACUACCUGCUGCACGGACGAGGCACCGCCAACGUGUCCCCGGACAUUGAGCUGGGAGAGCGGCUGGAGCAGGCGCUGCGUGCGCUGGGGGCGGACGUGCUGGGCGCGCUGGGCGCCGUGCGGGGGAGCGGCCCCCUGGACCUGGGCCCGGUGCGGGCACGCCUCGGGGAGCUGCAGGGCCUGGUGGGCGGGUUGGCCAGCCUGCUGGCCGGGCACAGCCAGGAGCGGGUGGCAGACCUGGUGGAGCGCGAGCUGGCCGACAUGGACAAGGCCAUAGAGGAGGCUGCCCGCUCCAUACAGGAGCUGCUGAGGAGCUCGCGGGCGGCCGACUCGGGCAUCAAGCUGGAGGUGAACGAGAAGAUCCUGGACUCGUGCACCACCCUGAUGCAGGCGAUCCGAGCGCUGGUGCAGAAGUCCCGGCUGCUGCAGGCCGAGAUCGUGGCCCAGGGCAAGGGCACAGCAUCGGCCAAGGAGUUCUACAAGCGCAACCACCAGUGGACGGAGGGCCUGAUCUCCGCAGCCAAGUCCGUGGCCGUGGGGGCCCAGCUGCUCUUGACGGCGGCGGACGGCGUGGUGAGCGGGCAGGGCCAGUUCUCGCGCCUGGUGGUGGCGUCCCAGGAGAUAGCGGCCAGCACGGCCCAGCUGGUGGUGGCCAGCCGUGUCAAGGCGGAGCGCCACAGCCCCAACCUGGGCGCGCUGGCCCAGGCGUCGCGCACUGUGACGCAGGCCACCGGCACGGUGGUCGCCACGGCCCAGUCCUGCUCCGAGCUGGUGCAGGAGAGCGACGACCUGGACGUGUCGGGGCUGUCGCAGCACCAGGCCAAGCGCCUGGAGUACGAGUCGCAGGUGCGCGUCAUCGAGCUGGAGACUUCGCUGCAGCGCGAGCGCGAGAGGCUGGCGGCGCUGCGCAGGCACCACUACCGGCUGGCGGCCGACGACGGCGAGCCACAGGACGCCCCCAGCCCUGUGUGAGCGGGAUGUGCCCCCUCCAGUCGAACAAGUUAACCAGUGUACAGCCUCCAGCGUCUCCGGCUAUCAGCACACAGUUCUGUGUGCGAAGAGCUAGGGCCUACUCUACUUCGCAGUUCUUGUACCACAUCCAUUCAUUACUGUACUUCGGUUGGUACAGUCACGCCAACAUUCGAAGUUCAGAUUUUCAAGACUGGAAUGACUCUGAGUGCACUGCUGUGAGAACUAUACCGUCGACAUCCGGAGUAACAAGUACAAUUAGAUGUGAGAAAUGCAUGUUACAUAUGUCGCAAACUAUAAUAGGUAUUUGAUUAACCAUGAUAGUGUAAUACAUAAUUGUUUGUACUUAUAAUUUUUGUGUCAUCCAUAUUUAUUUUGAUAUGUUAAAUUGGUGUUUUCAUACUUCAAAAUAUUAACUACUGAAAAAAAUUAGAACUUAACACAACAAUUGACUUUCAAGAGGUACUGUCGCCUAUUAAAAUGUAAAUUUUGUGAUGCAUAUAGUACAUGAUAGGUGUAAGUGAGGUAAAAUUUCGGGGAAUACUUUUUGUUAGUGACAAUUUUGGUGCCAGGUGCUAGCUAGUUUGCUUCAUCGAGAUUCCUUAAGGAUUCCAUUUCUGGUGUCAACUGCUGUAACUCGAGCAUUGCUGAGUUUUGAUCUCUUCCACCCUUAGGCCUUGCCUUUUUGCAAUUUGCAUAUCCCUCAUUGAAUUUAGUUACCAUUGGGCCAGUUACGUUCUAGGUGUGCCUUUUUAUAGACUCAUUGACUGAUUUUUUUUCCCAAACUUUGUAUAGUAUGUCUAGCUUUAACAAGCACCUGAUGAUGAAGUGAUCAAAAAAUAAUCCAGAGCGUAUCUGUAUGCAAACCUAUGAUAAAUGAUGUUGCAGAAUUUUUUUUUAUUGUAAAACAAAACUAGUUUCAAGGUAAACAGAAGUAGGUAUUUGGUUUUUGUACUCACAAAGGCAGUUGAGAUGCUUGACAAGAAUUCAGCGAUUUCAGUACAAUUUUCGUAAUUUUUCCCUGCUAGCCUAAUGCUUCUAGUCGCAAGUAACUUGAGUUCUGCGACAAGUUUUCCAGAGUCGGGAGUAGAAGUCAUCAGACCAAUUGAAAUCCAAUAAGUCAUCAGACCAAUUGAAAUCCAAUUUAAAUUUAAGCCAGCAUCACCACUUUGUGUUUAUCUAGUCGCCAUUCUCGUGAUCACACGGUUCGUUUGCAUUUACGAGCUCUGUGUCGUCACCGCAGGCCAACGAAACCGCAAGUGUUUAUGAACAACGAUGAAACUUUGUGUGUUGCUAUUGUUUCCCUCAAAAAAUUACAUAGGUAAUUGUAGCCAAGUUAAGUGCAUUUCUGUUAGUUUUUCUUCUUAUUUAUUCCAUGUUCCUUCAAUAAAGCACUGCUUGUUCAUUUUAUUUAUAAGCUACCAAAGUGCCACCAUAAUCACAAAAGAAAAUGGAUUCUUGGACAGAUGUCAGAUGCAAAUUUUUUUUUACAUUAUAACAAGAGGUCAGUAGUAUAGUGCAUGCCUACUGUUCUCAUGUUGUAAUCUGCUACCAGCAGCCAUUCUCUAUUGGCGACUGCACUAAACUCACACACACCCUGUCUUGCACAUUUUCAACUGGAAACAUAUCGGAGCAAGAAAUACUUGAAACCUUUCUUGACCCUGAGAAAACACUUGGCAAGAAUUGAAGUGUGUCGAGGUUGGCUGGACUGCACGUACGUGGAGUUCCACGCCAUUUUACAUCGACUUGUCGCUUGCCUGCUAUUUGUGCAUUGUGUUGCAUACUUUACAAGCGUGCCUUCACUGCACCGACAUUGUAGUCACGUGAAUGCACUUCCGUUAGUAGCGUCCGUUCCGGCAAGUCUGUGAGGGAAAGACAUGCAGGUAAGUUACUCGCGUGUUAAGAGUGUGGUUCUACAUUAAUGUGCUGUCAGAUCAGAGUCAAGGAAACCAUGUUAAAUAUUUAUGCUGCGUUUCCAAGUGUUGAACUCUGGGUCGACACUGGCUGGACUGUUCAGCAUUAUCUGAGGCAGCUGUUCACAUUGUUAGCUUACAGUCAAUCAUCUAAUUCACUAAGUCGCAUUAACAUUUUACUGUAUGUGUGUUUUACAAACGUUUUUAUUACUUCAUUUUGAUGAGAGAAAAGACUACAGUUUGUACAAUUAAGUGGUAUAAUCAUUGAACUUUUUUUUUUUGCUCUGUAGAUAACUCAGUUUCAAGUAUUUUAAGUAAAUCAGGUGUACUUUGUAUACUAUACACCUGAAGUAACAUCAUUAAAGUUAUUUAUCUUUCACUUGCGGAAAAAAAUCCCAGAAAAUUGUAAUUAUAACUGCUUAGUUUUUUCUUAUAGAUAGAAUUUUGUUAAAUAAUUGUGUACAGCGUAAUAAUUUUAUCAUUUUAUGUAGUUACUAUAUUUGUAACUUUAUUAUUAAUAAAUAUAUUUACAA